Molecule: messenger RNA, 792 nt
Organism: Pyrus x bretschneideri (Chinese white pear)
Lineage: Eukaryota; Viridiplantae; Streptophyta; Magnoliopsida; Rosales; Rosaceae
Product: nucleolar protein 16-like
Exons: 3
Coding region: 36-623 (195 amino acids)
Biological process (GO): ribosomal large subunit biogenesis
Cellular component (GO): nucleolus
Source: RefSeq, a predicted model, not a curated record
CAGAUUCGCAGAGCGGCGGAGAGAAAAAGAGAGAGAUGGGAAGGUCACGAAGAAAGUACAAGCAGUCGCGGACGAAGGUGCGCGUGGGGCUGCCGAAGAAGAAGCCCAACGUCUUCAAGCCCGCCUUUUGCCUCCCUCCAAAGCUUCGCGCCUUGCUGGAGCAGCAAGGCCCGGCCUCCGCCCCCCAUUGGGACGCCGAGGGCUCCGUCAUCCAAAACUACAAGUCCUUCGGCUUCGUCUCCAACCCUAACUUGCUCAGCCUCAGAGCUCGCAACUCUCACGUGGUCGAGAGCGAUUCUCUCCAGGUCCCCCCACCUCCCUCCGAUGACCCCGACGCCGCCGCCGAGCUCGAUUUUGGUGACGGUAGCGACCUCGAAGAGGACGAUUUGAAAACUAGUCUAGGGAAGAAACGGAGAGAUGGAAAAUCUGCACCACUGCAACCCUUAACGGCCAUGCAGCGUCUACAUAUUGGUCGGCUCAUUGAGAAGUAUGGCGAGGACUAUCAGAGAAUGUUCAUGGACACAAAACUAAAUGCAAUGCAGCAUUCCGUUGCAACGUUGGAGAAAUUAUGCAAACGAUAUCGUGUGCAUAAAGAUCGAAAUCCCUUGAUAUUGACCCGUUGAGGAAUAUGCUCGAUCUUACACGGCGGGCGACCUCAUCAGCAUCCUUCUAGCACUCAUGUCAUCUCUUUUCCUUUUCAAUAUGUAUGUUAUUGAUGACUUAUAAUAGAAACCUUGGCUGAUGAAUGAUUAAUUAUGCAAAAUGAAACGAAGUUUCCAUUUCCGACGUUAA